Echinostoma caproni is the source of this 1644-nucleotide messenger RNA. The record is from the annotation of a GenBank genome assembly. Lineage: Eukaryota; Metazoa; Platyhelminthes; Trematoda; Plagiorchiida; Echinostomatidae.
AUGGUCGUGUAUCACGAUCGUAAUUUAAUCAUCAACUACAUCCCGCGAAACGUAUCCGACCUUGAUCUUUCAAGUCUGUUUUCUACUGUGGGAACCAUCAAGACGUGUCGAAUUAUUCGUGACAGAAACAGUGGCUCCAGUUUUGGCUUUGGAUUUUGUGAAUAUGAAGAUGCUGAAUCUGCACACAGGGCUAUCGCUCGUUUUAAUGGAUAUAGAAUAGCAGACAAAGUCUUAAAAGUGUCGCUUGCAAAAUUGCAAGGAAGGCUGUGUCAAAGUUCAAACCUUUAUGUUAAGAACUUUCCACUUACUGUGACAGAGGAGCAACUAUCGACGGAAUUUGAACGCUUUGGUAAAGUGAUUCAGUGCCGCAUUCUCCGUGACCGGGACUCUGAUGCCUCAAAGGGUAGUGCGUACGUACUUUUUGAGAAUAGAAGCGACGCAGAGGCAGCCAAAAAGUCGCUAGACGGAAUGCCGUGGCCUGGUUCCAGCGAUGGUUCUUUACUGGCCAUCAAAUUUGCUACACCGCCUUAUCGUCAGCCGUCAAACAACGCACCGGCAAAUAAAUCUGGCCAAGUCCGGAAAACGGACACCGUUCCAAACUGCUUUCAAGGUAUCAACUAUGGAGACCAGUUGGCGGCCCAACUAUUAGCGUUGCAAAGCAGAAGUGGAUUUACAUGUGAAUCGCUACUAACUGCACCAACUCAUUCUUAUCUUCAUGAUUCACUGUAUCUUCCUCAAGGGAACGGCAUGCUAAGCUCGGUGACCCCUUCAAAUCUCACUGCGCCAAAUCAAACCAAUCCGUGCAACGUGUUAUGGCCACCUGAUUAUGUCGUUCAUGAGGGCCGUCCGACAAUAACCGCUCCACUACCAAUGGCAUCAGCGUAUGCGCCACCAUACUACAUUUCGCAAUAUCCGUGGAUGCUAAGUCAGUGGUCUUCAGUGCCAUCAAGUGUCUCGCCCGGUUUUGCAUCAACUUACCCUGGAGUCCUGGAGGGAUUCACAAAUGCCGUUCAUGGCUGUCCUGUAUUCACGGGCUUAUCGCCUUCUGUGUUUGCUCCACAAGUGACACUCAACGGUGGUCAGAAUCAAAAUACACGCACCCCGCACACCGAAACAGUUUCAAAACGUUCGAAAAUACAAAAAUCUGAAAAGGCAAGUACUUCUGUUUAUGUGUACAACAUUGGAAAUCUAAUGACAAACAAGGAGUUAUGUGAUUUAUUUGGACGCUUUGGAUCAAUCUCUUGUGUUUCUAUCCCUCGUGAUCCCAAGACUAAUUUUGCUAGAAAUUUUGGUUUUGUUACUUUUGAAAAUUUCAAAAGUGCUGCUAGUGCAGUGGCCACAAUGAACGGGUUUUUGUAUGCUGGUCGCCGACUUCAAGUGUCUUUCAGAAAACCUCGACCUGUGGCAAACAAAUCAAACUGUAAUGCACAAUCCAAAUUAGCGGAAACUACCAAUGGACACGAGAGCGAAUCAGCUGAUGAUCCAACGUCGUCCAUUUCGGUGAAAGCUGAAAAAGAAAGUAUUCAAAAUGGCGUACAAACUGUAAAAUGUGAUGAAGUUAUUAAUGAUUUAAGUGAUUUGAAGAUAAAUGACACUACGGAGUUUUCAUCAGAUUCACCGAAACUGGAAGCUGAUGAUAUGUGA